ACACCUCCCUCUCCUGCAACACCGCAUUGGUUUGCUCGCUGCUCCAGCAUGACAUCAGGGUAGCCGGGAAAGGGCCAGAGCGCAGGCGCCGCCGCCUGGGGAGGGGAGGCGAGGCAGCCGGGAGGGCGAGAGCCGGGAGGAGCAGCAGCAGGCAGAGAGCAGAGCUCGCUCUAGUGUGGACUCGCGUCCUUGCCCGGCAACUGCAGGCUGCGCUGCGCCCCGCUCGGGCGGCUCCUCCUGUAGAGCCUCCACCAGCAACGAAGAGCAGCGGCCGCCGGGCAGGGAGGUGGUCGAGAGAGCCGUCGGCCGCCCUGAGCAAAGGGAGCAGCCGGCAAAUCAGUGCCCCCCCCACCCCCGCUUCAGUCCUCGCUCGCGCCCCGUGCCCCCCUCCCUGGAGCCAAGCACCAUGUCUACGGGAGGAGACUUUGGGAACCCGCUAAGGAAAUUCAAACUCGUCUUCCUGGGCGAGCAAAGCGUUGGAAAGACAUCCCUGAUCACAAGGUUCAUGUACGACAGUUUUGACAACACAUACCAGGCUACGAUUGGAAUUGACUUCUUAUCUAAAACCAUGUACUUGGAAGACCGGACAGUGCGGUUGCAGCUCUGGGACACAGCAGGCCAGGAGAGAUUCCGAAGCUUGAUCCCCAGUUACAUUCGAGACUCCACAGUAGCCGUGGUGGUCUAUGACAUCACAAACCUCAACUCUUUCCAGCAGACAUCCAAAUGGAUUGAUGAUGUCAGAACAGAAAGAGGAAGUGAUGUCAUCAUCAUGCUAGUGGGCAACAAAACAGACCUCGCAGAUAAGAGGCAGAUAACAAUUGAAGAAGGGGAACAGAGAGCUAAGGAACUGAAUGUCAUGUUUAUUGAGACAAGUGCGAAGACAGGAUACAAUGUAAAACAGCUCUUUCGACGUGUUGCCUCAGCUUUGCCAGGGAUGGAGAGUGUUCAAGAGAAGAGCAAAGAAGGGAUGAUUGACAUUAAGUUGGAUAAACCACAGGAACCACCAGCCAGCGAAGGAGGGUGCUCUUGUUAAUGCAAAGCGCAGGAUUCGUCAGCUCCAUUUGACACCACACGCUUGUUGUGUUGCUUCCUAUUGGUUAGCUUCCUGAUACUACAAAUUGAGUUAUUCAAUGGGGAGGAUUUCUUUUCUCUCUGUGUCUCUCUAGGGAAGGGAGGGUGGGGCAGCAAAGAUCAGAAUACACUAUUCAACUGCUGGUUCUAUUUUCUUUUUUUGGUUUAGUUGUAAUAUAUUGUACUUUAUUAAAAAUGCCAAAACAAUUCAGAAUUUUAAAGCAGACACUUUAAUCUUGUGUAUACAACUUUCAGCCACGGGGACUUCUAUCUUUCUUUGGGUACUUUUUCUUUUUUAAUUGUAUAUUUGUAAACUUACAGAGAAAACCCCAAGAUUAUACAGGCUGGCUAGUUCAGUGUUUGGCAUAAACUGUAGACAUAUCUUGUCGCAAACUAGUCCCUAAUUGGUUUACUGAAACCCUAACUAUACAAGUCACAAUCCAAGGACCGGCAAGCAAAACAUGCUGCAACCACCAGUGUGCAGUGCAAGAUGGAAGAGAGAGCUACAACUAGAGAAACUUUAUUCAUGAUAGUGGCAGUGCAGCUCCAUAGCUCCCUCAUGACUGCACGGGGCCUAUAGUGCACAUACAGCUUACUAUCAUGUUUCAUGCUACAUUUAGUAUACCAUGGGAGAUGUUCCUUUUAGCACUACUAUGAUGGAUACAUGUUUUUAAGACCUUCACUUGUGUCACAUAGUCUAAGUAUUUCAACUUUUUAAAAAUCACACUAGCUAGCAUAAACCACCACACAUACACACUAUAGUGUAUAUGUGAAACAAAUGGCAUUUCUGCCACUUUAAAUGUAUAGUUGGCCCAGAGGGUUCUAGGAUAGCCUUUAUUCCUGGAAUAGCCACCACAAUUGAUUAUGGCUGCAACUUUGUACUUCAAAUUGUGUUGAAGCAAGCACUCAAAUUGUUUUUUGGAGGGGAAAAUUGACAGAAAGAUUCCAAUGCUUUCAGAGGGCUUGAUCUCUUAUUAGAAGCAGAUUCCUUCAAGGAAGUAACUCAGAAUGAUGGCCAAGAUUCAACCAAAAAAUUGCUAUAACUCAAAGUUUGCCGAUUGAGGACCACCUCACUUUUAGCCAACUGUACUAUUCAAGGUGGUCAAUCAUUAUUAUGAGUGAUAAUAACUUUUGCAUGAAUGAACAAAGAGUGAAAGAGAGGAAGAAGGUCUGUCUACUUAGAAAAGAAGAUUGCUUUGGCAACAAAGAUGUGACAGAGACUGUAUUUAAUUUUUGUAUACAUGUGUAUGCACGUUUUAUAUUGACAUAAAACAUACAUUUACACACAUGGCUGUGUGGAGGUGUAUGUAUACACACCCAUACACAAUAUAGAUGCUUGGUUUCUCCCACUGUUAUGACUUGAGAUUGCAACCAACAACAGUUGUGGAAAAAUACAGUUGCUGCAAUGUG
Messenger RNA from Hemicordylus capensis (graceful crag lizard), 2481 nucleotides. It is a transcript of the gene RAB6B, whose product is annotated as RAB6B, member RAS oncogene family. The record is from RefSeq and is a predicted model, not a curated record. The transcript has 8 exons. Lineage: Eukaryota; Metazoa; Chordata; Lepidosauria; Squamata; Cordylidae. Gene Ontology annotation, molecular function: GTP binding; GTPase activity. Bases 407 to 1033 code for a protein of 208 amino acids.